Messenger RNA from Anoplophora glabripennis (Asian longhorned beetle), 3652 nucleotides. RefSeq names its product synaptotagmin 1 (gene Syt1). NCBI's taxonomy places the organism in Eukaryota, Metazoa, Arthropoda, Insecta, Coleoptera, Cerambycidae. Gene Ontology annotation, biological process: regulation of calcium ion-dependent exocytosis; calcium ion-regulated exocytosis of neurotransmitter; cellular response to calcium ion. The transcript is spliced from 9 exons. Gene Ontology annotation, molecular function: calcium ion binding; phosphatidylserine binding; calcium-dependent phospholipid binding. Bases 200 to 1492 code for a protein of 430 amino acids. Gene Ontology annotation, cellular component: dense core granule; synaptic vesicle membrane; axon. The record is from RefSeq and is a predicted model, not a curated record.
CAUAUCAAACUCAUCUCGUAUAAAGGCGUCAUUCGAAAAUAGGCCGGCAAACUUGAUCCCAAGGCGAGACCAAGUAAAACAACUACCGAACCAACACAGCACACUGUGUAUACACUUUACAUUGAUGUAGACGAUCCUAUCCUUGAAACAAUUCUUGUACAACGACACCACUACCAGCACACACAAUAAUUUUUCCACCAUGGCAAUAGCCUACAGUUCCCCACGGCUUGUCCCGCAGAACAGCGUUGGCGUCGCCAGCAAGCGCGUCCUGAGAUGGUACCCGCUGUUUCAGUACGCUGUUCUGGGGGCGCUGUUUUCGUGCUUGGAUUUUUACCCUGUCGUAAAAUUGUUUUCAGUGAAACCCACGAAUGAGACGAAGGGCAUCGUCGACGAUGUCGUGCAGAUGGCCCACGACAGAGGGAUAGAGACCUGGGUGCUGGUGACCAUCUUGAUUGCUAUAUCCGUAAUAGUACUGGGAAUAUGCUUCUGUUGCAUAAGAAGAUGUGUCCGGAAAAGAAGGCCAAAGGACUCCAAAAAGGUGGUGGAUUUCAAGUCGGUGCACAUCUUAAGUUCCUCAUACAAAGAGAAGGUGCAACCUGACAUGGACGAUUUAACUGAAAAUGCCGAAGAACCGGACGAUGGAGAAAAACCAGAGGUCCAAAAAUUGGGAAAACUUCAGUAUAAGCUCGAGUACGAUUUCAACCAAAACAGCUUCUCCGUAACCGUCAUCCAGGCGGAAGAUCUACCGGCUUUAGAUAUGGGAGGCACGUCGGAUCCUUACGUCAAAGUGUACUUACUUCCGGACAAGAAAAAGAAAUUCGAGACCAAAGUCCACAGGAAAACACUGAACCCCGUGUUCAAUGAGACUUUUGUGUUUAAGAGUCUUCCAUACGCCGAGGCAAUGAACAAGACGCUGGUGUUCGCCAUUUUCGACUUCGACCGCUUCUCCAAGCACGACCAGAUAGGCGAGGUGAAGGUACCCCUGUGCACGGUGGACUUGGCCCAGACCAUCGAGGAGUGGCGCGAACUCCAGAGCGUCGAAGGGGAAGGUGGUCAGCUGGGUGACAUUUGCUUCUCUCUGAGGUAUGUUCCAACAGCAGGCAAGUUAACCGUCGUGAUCCUGGAAGCUAAGAAUUUGAAGAAGAUGGACGUUGGCGGAUUGUCCGAUCCCUACGUGAAGAUUGCUCUCAUGCAGAACGGCAAGCGGCUUAAGAAAAAGAAGACGAGUAUCAAGAAAUGCACUUUAAAUCCAUACUACAAUGAAUCGUUUACGUUUGAGGUACCAUUCGAACAAAUACAGAAAGUGAAUCUGGUGGUAACAGUAGUGGACUACGACAGGAUUGGAACAUCUGAACCAAUCGGAAAAGUCGUCCUAGGAUACAACGCAAGCGGAACAGAACUACGUCACUGGUCGGACAUGCUGGCAUCCCCUCGCAGGCCGAUCGCACAGUGGCACACACUUAAGGACCCAGAGGAUGAAAAGAAAGACUAAACCAAACGUCGCUUACAACGCUGAUUAUUAUACUACAUAAGAUUAAUUCAUCAGAUAUAUGAACCCCCCAGUAUGAUGUAGGCCCUUCAUCCAAAGAUAUGAUCAUAUAAAUGUGUACAACAUCUUAGAUGUCAUUGUUUAUUACUAAUUUUUGUCUUCGACUUAUGCACUGUUGUUGAUGUUCAACUGUUAUCGGUUCAUUUCCAAGAGUUAAAAGCUAUUACUAUACUUACUACCAAUAUAGACAUCCUGAGAUAUACGCCUUUAAAGUUAUUAAACGAAGCUUAUGAAAACAUUUAUAUCGUAAAAAGAGAUAUAUCUGCACAAGUGGCUUUUCAGAUAUCGGUUCGUUUAUCAUUGUAUACAGCUCUAAUAUUUGGCUUUGUUUAAAAUCAGUUUGAUGAAAUAACAAACUCGACAAGGUACAAAAAAUUGAAUAUGCGGGCUGUAUAAAUGUACAUCAGUAUUGUGUUACAUGACAAAUAGAUUCUUAAUUCCAAAAUAGCUUUUCAUUCAGAACCCAAAUUCGAUAUUGAGGAAUUGUGUGAUUUAAUGAAGUUUUUAGAUUUAUUUACCUAAUACUAUUAAUUAAUAUAAAAUUAACGGACUGUCAUGUAUGAAAACAUAUAUGGCAAAUAAUAGAUGGUAGAAUUAAAACUAUAUUAAUAAUGACAAUAGAAAUUUAGCUCAUAGAUCAUGUAAAAAUACGUUAGUUUUGUUGGGGUUUUUAUAAAAUUAUGCACAAUAUUAGGUGAAACCUUGCAACAACAUUUUAUUUGACCUAGUGUUGUUGUGAGCAAGAUCAACACUUCUAAUCCAAAUUGUAAAAUAUAAAGUAAUCGGAGAACCAUUUCUGUGCAGAAAUGAUGGUGAAUGUUUAAAAUGCAUAGUUUGAAUUUUAUAUUUUGGAUUAGACGCUCUAUCUAGACGGUACCAAAGAGACAAAAUAUACGUAGGUUGUUCAUUAUUACCGUCUAGUGAAUAGCUAAAACCGGAAGUCCGAACCAAUAGGUAUUUUAUAUUUAGUUUAUGUAUAUUUAGCGAAAAUAAUGUAAUCUAAUAAGGUUAUAUGAUUGUAAAUAUAUUUCAAUUUUAUUAGAUUAUUUUAUUACUCAGUGAAUGAUAUUCUUCCUUAUCCUUUCUUCUGAUUUCCCGAGGAAACUUAAAUGCAAGCUUUAUUUAGAUUUUUCGGUGUACUCAUCCACGAGAUUUUGCGUAGUAUCAAACUAUGAUGGUGUUAGGAAGCUAUAUAAAGUCAUUAAUUUAUUUCAAGUACUCUAACAAGGCAAAACUUUCUUCAGGAAAUCAGAAAAUUACUGUACAUACCUAUAAAUAAUGUUAAAAUGUUGUGUAUGAUAUAAAAAAUAUGUAAACUUAUAUAGUAAAAGUGUUACGGCCCUUUAUACUUAAAAAUCAAUGUACCCCUAAACACCACUUUGGGCCCAAAAUGUUUAAUACUGAUUUAGAGAUUUUUAAUCAGGCACGUAGAGCUUUAUUUUACACUAAUGAUAACAUUUUGUGUGGUGAUAAAUCUUUAGUUAUAAAUACCUACGAUGGACAAGAAAAAUUAUUUUUUUUGCAGGCCAUUGAAAAACCUUAUAUCUCUAAUUGCUUGGAGUCGAACAUAGGUAGCUACAUAAUGAAUUUUGGCCAAAAAAAAGACUGCCUAAGUAAGAUUUUCAAAGUUUUGGAGAUUUAUCAAUGCUUUUCUUUGAAUAGGACCUAUUGGAAGAGCUUAAAUUAUGAAUAUUCUGAUACCUACCCACCUAAACUUAUUUCUCUUUCCUGUAAAGCUAUCGUGAACACUUCUAACUUUAAAAUAAUUUUUUUGUGUCCAAAUAUGUCGAUGAAGGUUUAUAAUAGAGGAGCACCAGCUUAAUGGAAAGGCAAUAUGUAGAGAUUGAGAUUGUAAAAAUAAAAUGAAAUAGACAAUGUACGUAUUUUAAAUAGUUUAGUUUUAGUGAAAGACAAAAGACUUCUAUAUUAUCAGCUUUUCAUAAUACCUAGCUAGCUAUAGCACUUAUUAUUAUUACCCCAGUUAAUUUUUAAAUGUUACUCUAUAAAGAACAAUAAAAAUUGAUUAUAUUGUGGGAAAUAACAAAAUGUGGCAAAUCAUGCUCUUGUUAAGUAGACAAAAUAAAUCAUAUCACUCGUCCUGUU